Messenger RNA from Athene cunicularia (burrowing owl), 549 nucleotides. RefSeq names its product scale keratin-like. The record is from RefSeq and is a predicted model, not a curated record. NCBI's taxonomy places the organism in Eukaryota, Metazoa, Chordata, Aves, Strigiformes, Strigidae. The coding region runs from base 1 to 549 and encodes 182 amino acids. The transcript is spliced from 4 exons. Gene Ontology annotation, molecular function: structural constituent of cytoskeleton. Gene Ontology annotation, cellular component: intermediate filament.
AUGUGCAGAGGGGCACUCCCUCCUGCCCAUGACAACGAUGACAAUGAUGACAACGGCUCUGUCCAGUUCCUAACCCCCCCUGACACACCGCAUAAAAGCUCUGCCCUCAGCGAGCACUGGCAUCCAUCGCUCCUGCCUCGCUCUCCCUGGGAAGAGGGCACUGCUCAGCUAUCUCACACAAAGAUGUCUUGCUACGACCUGUGCCCACCGAAAAGCGGCGUCGCCGUCCCCCAGCCCAUCGCUGAGAGCUGCAACGAGCUGUGCGCCCGGCAGUGCCCCGACUCGUCGGCCUUCAUCCAGCCGCCCCCCGUCGUCGUCACCUUCCCCGGCCCCAUCCUCAGCUCCUUCCCCCAGCAAGCCGUGGUGGGCUCGUCCGGAGCCCCCGCCUUUGGGGGCAACCUGGGGCUGGGGGGCCUCUAUGGCGCCGGGGCCACGCUGGGCUCAGGGGGCCUCUGCACCUUUGGCAGACCCUACGCUUCUCCUGCCUGCAGCCCUUGUGCCCUGCCCCGCUACAGCAGGAAGCUCUGGGACACCUGUGGGCCCUGCUAG